Messenger RNA from Peronospora belbahrii, 204 nucleotides. The record is from the annotation of a GenBank genome assembly. Lineage: Eukaryota; Oomycota; Peronosporomycetes; Peronosporales; Peronosporaceae.
AUGGAUGCUCCUCGUGAUUAUAUGCUGGCUAAGGUCGUAAACGUCCUCGGACGCACGGGUAACACGGGUAAUGUCACUCAAGUACGUGUGGAGUUCUUGCAGGAUGAUAAGCGUAAGAUUAUCCGUAAUGUCAAGGGUCCUGUACGUGAGGGUGAUAUCCUUUGUCUGCUCGAGUGGGAGCGUGAAGCUCGCCGCCUAAGAUAA